Messenger RNA from Thalassophryne amazonica, 1519 nucleotides. RefSeq names its product GLI pathogenesis-related 1a (gene glipr1a). Lineage: Eukaryota; Metazoa; Chordata; Actinopteri; Batrachoidiformes; Batrachoididae. The record is from RefSeq and is a predicted model, not a curated record. Gene Ontology annotation, cellular component: extracellular region. The coding region runs from base 72 to 860 and encodes 262 amino acids. The transcript is spliced from 5 exons.
UCCUGUUUCACUACAAGCUGAAGCCUCUACACCAUCCUUGAAGACAUCUUACAUGUGGCAUUUUCUCAGACAUGAAGUCUGUGGUGGAAAACAUGCUGUGGGUAUGGAUCAUCUUGCUUUCUGCAGGGUCUUCGGUCCCACUGCCAGACAUCACUGAUGGGAAAUUCAUUGAAGAAUGUGUGAGGGCGCACAACAGUGCACGAUCAUCUGUGCAGCCACCUGCCCACAUCAUGCUCUACAUGACUUGGGAUGAGGGUUUGGCCAUUACUGCGAGAGCGUGGGCACGGCAGUGCAUAUAUAAACACAACGUACGCCGCACGCACCCCACCUUCCCCUCAGUGGGCGAGAACAUAUGGGCAGGUUACCCUGUUUCAAUGUUUAACACGACAAACGCUAUAGACCUGUGGGUGGACGAAAAAAAGCACUAUGACUUAAACAGCAACACCUGCAGUGAUGUCUGUGGCCACUACACCCAGGUUGUGUGGGCGCAAACCUACAAGGUAGGAUGCGCCGUCCAGCUCUGCACGAGUGGCAUCCAAGGAACUUCCUUUUUUCCUAACAAAGGUGCUAUUUUUGUGUGCAACUAUGCCCCAGCAGGCAACGUGAAUAGGAGACAACCGUAUGAAGCUUCAAUCACUCCAUGCUCCGGGUGCAAAGACAACUGCGAGGACAAUCUCUGCCUCUGGCCUUCUGUGAAACCGACCCCCCCGAUUUGGAUCCCUGAGUGGGACUCGGCCCUGAAAAAGUGCGGCUCUCAAUGUGUGGCGGUACUGACUGUUCGGCCCGUGGCCCUGAUCUGCACCUUCGUCUUGGCAUACGUGGUCCACCGGUUUUACCCAAACACCUUCUGCUAUGAAUAGAACUCAUUGGUGAAGAAACCAUGGAUACCGUCAGUGAGUCUAACAAAUAUGAGACUGCUGCAAUAUUUAAGACUUUUGCUUUGUUGACUUGCUUGUUUGAAACACUGCCAUCUACAGUUUUGCAGAUGACCGCACAGAAAUCACAAAGACACGUUUGAAGUUGACUUUGUUAAUUGUUCGUCCUCUGGACUUUACAUUAAGUGACAUUUGAAGCAACUGUGUUGUCUUUUCAUUUCUUUAUAUUUGUUUUAAUAAAGUAACAACGGCUCUCAGUUGCAUUUUCAGCAGUGAUUCACUUUGUCAUAAAAUCUUACAUUUUCCCCGACUUGGCUCAGUUAAAUGUUAGUGAUUUUAAAACACCACUAGAGUUAUAAAAGGAAAAAAGAAUACAUAUGCAUUAGUUAUUACAGUGUGUAAUAAUGAAUAAAAGUGAGUGGAUACUUGUGCAGUCAAUUCAGUGUUAAGAUUUAUAUUGAAUUUACAUGAUCAUGUUGUAAAGGUUUGUUUUCACUGACUUUACAGAGUCUACUUUUAAAAGUAGACUCUGGGAAAGGGAUUAAAAUUGCUGCAAUAAGCUUGUUUCAUAUAUAUAUAGGCAUCCCACUGUAUUUGCUUUUCUUAAUAUAUUUGUUAUAAUAAAGUAACGACUCUUGGUUUUA